Messenger RNA from Aspergillus alliaceus, 1278 nucleotides. RefSeq names its product EGFR-like transmembrane domain-containing protein. Lineage: Eukaryota; Fungi; Ascomycota; Eurotiomycetes; Eurotiales; Aspergillaceae. The coding region runs from base 332 to 1171 and encodes 279 amino acids. The transcript has a single exon. The record is from RefSeq and is a predicted model, not a curated record.
GCUCUGCAAUCCUCAAGGUUUACCAUGGCUAACCUCAUCAAGGGACCUCGCCGUGACAUGAUAAUCCCGUUGUGUCUGAAUUGGUUCUAGUGCGCUUCAUUUUGAGCUCCUGCCAAAUGCUCCGGAUUCCUUUUAAGUAAAGAUUAUCCACACCACCCGCCGUGCAAACAAUCUUUAUCCAUGCCUGCGGCCUCAGCGGGAUAGGCCCGAUCCCUAGCGCAUACCAGGAUGAGGGUGCAACUGACAAAUACUUAUUCCCAGACAGCCCCCACUAACUGGCUGACAGCCGAUACUUUCUAGGAUUCGGAAGCAGCAUUUACCAGCCAUAGCAAUGGCUCGUCUACCAUUACUACUUCUAACAUGCUUCGCCCUUACCCUACUCUCCUGCGCCAACGCAUGGACUCUUGUCUGGCGAAAUGAUACCGGUGCUGAAGUUGUGACAGGCAAUUCACCCCGAAACUGCACACCAAUCUACCACCAAAAAGGUUCAGAAUUCUCGUUCGAUCCAGAAGGCAAAUUUUGUUUGCAGUUCUGGAAGGAAGCAACAUGCAUAAGGUCGGCCGGCGUAACGUGCGAGGGGUGGAAGUGGAAGCAGCUCGCGUCGCAACCUCUUUUGGCCUUUAAUGUCUAUGAUAUGCCACCCUCUUCAGUGAGUGCAUAUGGUGUUGGUGGGAGUGAUAAGACUAGGUCCAGCAUGUCUUCUACGGCGGCUACGACUUCGUCUACGAUUCCUGCGGCAACGAGUGUUGACCCAACCGGAACGGCUCAGUCGGGGAACAGUAAUAAUUCGGGAUCUUCAUUAUCGGGCGGUGCUAUUGCUGGCAUUGUUAUUGGUGUUGUCGCUGGUUUUGCGAUUGUGGCCGCGUCCUUCUUCUUUUGGGGUCGACGGAAGCGUAAUGCUGCUUCAUCGACUCCAGCCCCUGGCCUACAUGAGGCAAAUUUGCCCGAGGCUGCUGAUGCCUCGAAGCCAGACACAAACACAUCAGAAACGAUGACGACUCAAGUGUCCUCAGUGCCUCCGUCUACGGGCUAUACACCCUCUAUGCCUAACGUCGUGGAGCUUCCGGGGGAGAAGGCUGGCGCGGAACUGAGCAACAGUCGCCAGUUGGUGGAAAUGGGCAGUCGUCCAUUGGUGGAGAUGGAUGGACAGAGUCAGGUUAAACGGCCUUGAUCCUGGCAUAGUAACCUCCAGGACUGCUACGAAUAUAACAAUGGUCGAUAUUUUUGUCUACUAAUCUUUAAUCUGGGCUCAUGAUACCAAUUUGAAAAUUUCUUUGU